UUGAAUUUCAGUUGGAUGUUGUUGUGACUGCUCGGCACCAUACAUUCUUUUCGGUUUCCAGUAUUUUACAAAACAUUUUAUUCGGACAUCUUCUUCAAAUCUACGUUAGACCUUGGCUGCAGUCUGUUUCUUGUGGUCCACAUCUUUGUUGGAGGCGAUGCGUCACGAUUCAUCCGGCAGCCGCCGAAAGGGGAAAACCCCUCAACAUCGCCCCCCCGUGGUGGCCCCAGGGACCUCCAGUUCGACACCCAGGUCCCCAAGACUUAGUGGAGUUUCAAGACAGCCCCCCGUGUCUCCCAAGAAGAGAAGGUUCCGACCAGGGACCAGGGCCUUAAUGGAGAUCCGCAAGUACCAGAAGAGCACAGAUCUUCUGCUCAGGAAGGGACCCUUCUCUCGUCUAGUUCGUGAGGUGUGCCAGAGUUUUUCUGGUGAAGCUCUCCGAUGGCAGGUCUACGCUCUUCUGGCUCUGCAGGAGGCUGCAGAGGCGUUUCUCAUCAUGUUAUUCUCAGAUGCCAAUCUGUGUGCCAUCCACGCCAAGCGGGUCACAGUGUUCCCCCGUGACAUUCAGCUGGCCAGGAGGAUCCGCGGGGUGGACAACCUGUAAAAACAACACUGUACAGAGUGGACAAGCAGGAAUUAUUUUCAUUUCAGACUGUUCAGCUGCUAUGAUGCUGCGUUUCAUCUGUUCAAACAGAAUAAGUAUUUUAAAGUUUUUUCAUUUUGUGCUACAUUUUUGGGAAUUUGGGUUGGUAAGGAAAAGAAAACGUUUUUCACAGGUUUUAUGAAAAGUUUGCUUUAAGUCACCUUUAACAGUUUGACUGUUAAUAGGAAAAUAAUCCUUGUACAGCAGUAUUUUUAUACAUUGUUGAAACAUUUUACUUUAUAUAAAAAAUCUGCUGUGUUAGUGUGGUCUUUAUUUUGAUUUUGAUGUUAUUGACGUGUACAUAUUGUUCCCCAUUCAAGUAAAUGUAUUUUGUUAAUAAACAGUUACCUACCUGGUGUUGUUUAGUUUUUUACACAUUCAAUCUUAUUGUAUCUCUUUGUAUGAUGUUACCAUCAUGUUUAAGACAAUUGUUCACAUCACUGAAAAUUGUGGAAGUGUUUCUGCCUCAGUAAAAAUAUGAAGAAAUGUUCAA
Messenger RNA from Anoplopoma fimbria (sablefish), 1136 nucleotides. RefSeq lists its product as uncharacterized. The coding region runs from base 158 to 604 and encodes 148 amino acids. Gene Ontology annotation, cellular component: nucleosome. NCBI's taxonomy places the organism in Eukaryota, Metazoa, Chordata, Actinopteri, Perciformes, Anoplopomatidae. The transcript has 5 exons. Gene Ontology annotation, molecular function: DNA binding; structural constituent of chromatin; protein heterodimerization activity. The record is from RefSeq and is a predicted model, not a curated record.